AAAGCGAAGCAACAGGAAAUCAGCAAAGAGCUUGCCUACAAGGAGUAAAAGCACAGUAUAUUUUUUGAAAAGAAGGAAACAAAGUAUUAUUAAAAAAGAAAUAUGGCAAAUCUUCCACUUCUCUUGAGCCUGGCUGACGAUUUGAACCGUCUUUCGAUGGUGCCAUUCUACGACACGCCCUACUAUUGGCAGCGCCAGCAGCGUAAUCCGUACCUAGCAUUGGCUGCAGUGCCCCUGGACCAGCAGCUGCGCCAGUUGGAGAAACAAGCAGGUGGCAUUAACCCAGUGUCCAAGAUCGGCAAAGAUGGCUUCCAGGUGUGCAUGGACGUUGCCCAGUUUAAGCCCAGCGAGCUAAACGUCAAGGUUGUGAACAAUUCCAUUGUCGUCGAGGGCAAGCAUGAGGAGCGGGAGGAUGAUCACGGUUUCAUCACUCGCCACUUUGUGCGCCGUUACGCCUUGCCCGACGGUUAUGAAGCCGAUAAAGUGGCCUCCACUUUAUCCUCGGAUGGAGUGCUCACUGUCAGCGUACCGAAGCCAGCAGCCAUCGAGGAGAAGGGCAAUCCCCGUGUUGUCCAGAUCCAGCAGGUUGGACCUGCCCAUCUCAAUGUGAAGGAGAACGCCAAAGAGCAGGUGGAGCAAGAUACCACCAGCGACAAAUAAGCUAUGCUUCUUAUAUAAGUCACGUCAUUUUUAGUGUGUAGAUUGCAUUAUUAUUAUAAUCAAUUAUCAAAGUC
Molecule: messenger RNA, 734 nt
Organism: Drosophila hydei
Lineage: Eukaryota; Metazoa; Arthropoda; Insecta; Diptera; Drosophilidae
Gene: Hsp23
Product: heat shock protein 23
Exons: 1
Coding region: 103-660 (185 amino acids)
Biological process (GO): protein refolding; response to heat
Molecular function (GO): protein folding chaperone
Source: RefSeq, a predicted model, not a curated record